Messenger RNA from Euleptes europaea (tarantolino), 861 nucleotides. It is a transcript of the gene NKX6-2, whose product is annotated as NK6 homeobox 2. Lineage: Eukaryota; Metazoa; Chordata; Lepidosauria; Squamata; Sphaerodactylidae. Gene Ontology annotation, molecular function: RNA polymerase II cis-regulatory region sequence-specific DNA binding; DNA-binding transcription factor activity, RNA polymerase II-specific. Gene Ontology annotation, cellular component: nucleus. Gene Ontology annotation, biological process: cell differentiation; regulation of transcription by RNA polymerase II. The record is from RefSeq and is a predicted model, not a curated record.
AUGUUAGCCGUGGGGCAGAUGGAGGCUAACCGGCCGGGCGCCUUCGUGCUGAGCAGCCCGCCGCUGGCCGCGCUGCACAACAUGGCCGAGAUGAAGACGUCGCUGUUCCCCUACGCCCUGCAGGGCCCGGCCGGCUUCAAGGCGCCGGCCCUGGGCGGGCUGGGCGCGCAGCUGCCGCUGGGCACGCCGCACGGCAUCAGCGACAUCCUGGGCCGGCCGCUGGCCGCGGCCGCCGCCGGCAGCCUCCUCUCCGGCCUGCCCCGCCUCAACGGGCUGGCCACCGCCGCCGCCGCCGGCGUCUACUUCAACCCGGCCGCCGUCGCCCGCUACCCCAAGCCCCUGGCCGAGCUGCCCGGCAGGCCGCCCAUCUUCUGGCCCGGGGUGAUGCAGGGGGCGCCCUGGAGGGACCCGCGCCUCGCCUGCCCCGCCCAGGCCGGGAUGGUUUUGGAUAAAGACGGCAAGAAGAAACACUCCCGGCCCACCUUCUCCGGGCAGCAGAUCUUCGCCUUGGAAAAAACCUUCGAGCAAACGAAGUAUUUGGCCGGGCCGGAGCGGGCCCGCCUGGCUUACUCGCUGGGCAUGACGGAAAGCCAAGUCAAGGUGUGGUUCCAGAACCGGCGGACCAAGUGGCGGAAGCGGCACGCCGCCGAGAUGGCCUCGGCCAAGAAGAAGCACGACUCGGAGACGGAGAAGCUGAAGGAGAGCUCGGAGAACGAGGACGACGACGACUACAACAAGCCGCUGGACCCCAACUCGGACGACGAGAAGAUCGCGCGGCUCCUGCAGAAGCACAAGGCGGCGGCCGCCGGCGGGCCCCUGGCCCUGCUCAGCCCCUGCAGCAGCGCCUCGGAGCCCUCCUGA